Molecule: messenger RNA, 1209 nt
Organism: Oikopleura dioica
Lineage: Eukaryota; Metazoa; Chordata; Appendicularia; Copelata; Oikopleuridae
Source: the annotation of a GenBank genome assembly
AUGACCAGUGCGGAGUCGUUUUCCAAUUCUGAUGACAGCUAUUAUGAAAUGAUGGAAUAUAAGCUUCAAAACGGUAUCGACGUGGAUUACUAUCAAAUGGAAAGCUACCAAUACACAGACACUCUCCUCGAGCAAGAUGUCGACGGGAAAAUCUACACAAAUUCUUCGAGUCGGAAAACAGGUCCUCAACCAGAUCGGGGGAGAAGACAAUUGAUAAUCGCUACUGGCAUUUGCGCAGUCUUCUUUGUCGCAGAGCUUCUUGGUGGAAUGUACUCGGGGUCUUUGGCAAUUUUGACGGAUGCGGCGCAUCUUUUAACCGACAUGAGCAGUUUUGUCAUCUCUUUGGUGGCGAUCCACUUGGCGGAACGGCCUCCUACGAAAACUCUCACAUAUGGAUGGCACAGGGCAGAAGUUCUUGGAGCUCUGAUAUCUGUCGAGGCCAUUUGGAUUCUUACAGCAAUUUUAUGUUAUUCGGCAGUUCAAAGGAUACGAACGAUGGACUUUGAAAUUCAUAGCUCAACUAUGGUCGGUUUGAGCGCCUGUGCCAUUCUUGUAAAUAUACUGAUGUUCUAUGUUCUCUGGGGCAGUGGACAUGGCCACACGCACGGCGGACUUUCCGGUGGACACGAUCAUUCUCACGGCGAUUCGAGUGAAAAGAGCCAUACUCACAGUCACGGCCACAGUCAUUCUGGAGAUGGCGAAACGCCUCUUAAUGUUCGUGCUGCCAUCAUUCAUGUCAUCGGCGAUUUAUUACAGAGCUGUGGAGUACUGAUUGCCUCCAUCGUCAUCUACAUCAACCCCGAGUACAAGAUCGUCGAUCCAAUAUGCACAUUUAUGUUUUCCGUCAUCACCCUGAUGACGACUCUUUCAGUAGUCAAAGACUUGAUCAGAUUUAUUAUGGAGGGCUCGCCAGCAGGGCUCAACUUGGAACAAGUCAAGAAGGAUAUCUCCGUUGAUGGGGUUCUCAAAGUACACGAUCUGCAUGCGUGGGCGUUAACUCCUCAGCAGUGGGUUUUAACCGCUCAUGUCGUCAUAAAUACUGUCAAUUACAGUUGCGAAGACGUAGUUAAACGCGCGGUAGCUUCAGUCAAAUCUGAAAAACGCUUUCUCUCCGUCACUCUUCAACCUGAAGCUCACGAUCCCGAUAAGCCGGUAGUAGCCGACCUUUGGAAUUGUCAACUCAAAUCAGCCUGGACUAAUGAAGUCUAG